GAGGAGGAGUCUCUGCUACUUCCACCCAUAUCUUUCUCCGUCCAUGGGCAGAUCUAUAUAUUAUCUGUGGAGAUAGCACCAGUAGCAGACAGACCAUCCUCAAGAGUGUGAACCUAAUGUGUCCACCUACUCUCCUGUGUGGGAGCAACUGGGAACAGUCUGUUGAUGACUUUUUUUCCCCACAGAAUAUCCUAGAAGGUCUAUCCUAGAAGGGAUUAACAGUAUUUCAGGGCUGCCAUCCUAAGAUCCUGAACAUGGGAGAGUGCAUUUCAGUCCGUGUUUUGCUGAUGUUUCUGGCCCUAAUCAGCUAUCUAAUUGCACUGACAUUCAACAUAUUGGCUCUAUUUGGGCCCUGGACAGGUGCGUUUAUGCAAACCACACAGUAUGUGCUGAGCAAGUCCACAACGCACCUAACCCCGGAUAGAUGGGUACUCUUUCUAUGGGACGUCCUUAACAUCUGGUUGAUCGGCAUGUUCAUCUAUCUGAUACACAAUCUCCGUAGAAGGGAAGCAUAUACAUGGAUGUACACCACUCCUGCUGUCCUGCCCUACGGAUUCUACUUGUCCUGGAUCGUGAAUAGCAUUUUGAAUAUGGCAUGGUUAUUUCUGUAUGACAAAGAAUUCUGUGUUUGUCAUAGAAAGAUGGUGCCAACGCUGCUGAUCACAGCAUUACAGGCCAUCUCCAACUGCGUGAUUAUCAUGUUCUCCUGCUACGGACUGGUCGUCUAUGGAGCGUGGCUCCAUAAAUAUCACAACAAUGAUCUCUGGCUCAUUCGAAUACUGGUGCAAAACGGAGUGGCUUUGUAUGCAACAUGGUGGGCUGUGGCUACCUUUUUACACUUGACCGUUGUUUUAGACCAUCAAACCCCAAUACCCAAGACAGAUGCUGCCAUAAUGGUACUAGUGCUGCUCCAAUUGGGACUCAUAGGAUGGUUUGUCAUAGAGAACUGGUACCUGGAUAAGCACGUGCGCUACAUCCUCACAGUGUACCCUGUGGUGAUCCUGGUGUUGGCCGCGAGUGUGGCCAAUCCAGCCACGCCCGGUACCCACAUAGACAUCAUGUCUGCUGUCAUAUUGGCCAUAACUAGUGUCAUAUUCAUUGUACGCAUUGUCAUGGUGUUAUGGAAGCACAACAACAAACCGUUUUACGGAGAAGAGGAGCUCAUGUCUCCAGUGGACAUCGCCAGAACACAGAAGCUCAUCUUUAUGUAGGAAGAAGAGAGCCGCUGCGGAGAUUCACGCGCCCCCCGCUGCGGAGAUUCACGUUUGAAUGUUGUUUUCCUAAACGUUUAAUGGCUGAGACGUGAUCAAACUCUCCCUGUGUUGGAUUCAUAAGGCUUUGCUUCAGCAAGACAUGUAGGUGAUGAUUUAGGCUAGGAGUGCCUUUGUACCGUACAGAUUUAGUUCAUAACCAUUGGCCAUGCUAAUGUCUUUUUCGAAAUCAUAUCAAUGACUGUGUGUGAUAAAACUAUGGACCGGCAUUCUCUCAUGACCACAAUACUAAUUCAAUGGCAUUAAUGUGAUUGUGUUCUUUUUUAAAUGUAUUUAGUUAACCUUUAACUGCCACCAUAUUGUUUUUAUACCAGGAUCUGAUCUACCUUUGUGUUUUGACGUUUUGUUUUAGGUGCUAUACUAUACAACAAUUUGGACUGCAUUUAUGUAUGAAUGAAGCUAUAGAAAUAAAGUGUAUUGUUAUACUUACCAACG
Oncorhynchus kisutch (coho salmon) is the source of this 1706-nucleotide messenger RNA. RefSeq lists its product as uncharacterized. Lineage: Eukaryota; Metazoa; Chordata; Actinopteri; Salmoniformes; Salmonidae. The transcript has 8 exons. The record is from RefSeq and is a predicted model, not a curated record. Bases 255 to 1211 code for a protein of 318 amino acids.